AUGUCGAGCAAGUACCCGCAGGCUAGGAUUCUGACCAAGAAGAAUGAUCCUUUGCACAUUAUCAAGACUCGGAAAGCCACACACCAAAGGGCCGUGACCAUUGCGGGACCAAUGGUGAGAUAUUCCAAGCUGCCAUUCCGUCAAGUGUGCCGCCACUAUAACGUCGAUAUCGUUUACACGCCAAUGAUUCUCGCUCGUGAAUACGUGCGUAACUGCCACGCUAGAAUGGCUGAUUUUAGCUCGAAUGAAAGUGAUUCUCCAUUGAUCGUUCAGGUUGGAGUGAAUAACGUUACAGACCUACUUAGGUUUGUCGAGAUGGUAAGCCCUUACUGUGACGGAAUCGGCAUAAACUGUGGGUGUCCUAUAAAGGAACAGGUGCGCGAAGGAAUAGGUUCUGCGCUGAUUUAUAAUCCUGAACUUUUGUCAAGCAUGGUUUCCGCUGUAAAGACUAAAUACGGUGACAAGGUAAGACUGGAAACCAAAAUAAGGAUUCAUGACAACUGGGACCAGACCGUGGACCUUUGUAACCAACUUUGUGAUGCCGGUGUCGAUUGGAUUACUAUUCAUGGGCGGACAAGAACAACGAGAUCUUCUGAACCGGUCAACCUCGACGCCAUAAAGUUUAUUACGCAAAAGAUCAAGAGUCGAAACGUACCUGUAAUCGCCAAUGGCGACUGCUUCGAUAUGAGUGACUUCCAAAAGAUAUUGGACUACACUGGAGCGGAUGGAGUAAUGGCCGUAAGGGGCCUUUUAGACAACCCUGCGCUUUUUGGCGGCUUCAAGGCUUGCCCCUGGGGCGCGUUAGAACUUUUUUGGCAUUACACUAUGGAAUUUGGUGGCCUGCCGCACCAGCUACUACUCCACCAUCUUCACUGCAUGCUCGGUAGCAUGGGGCUUGAGAAGUCCCUGCACAAUGAGCUCAUGAAUAUCAAAGACACUUCCCAUUUAAUUGACUGGUUUGACUACAACUUUGUGUUAAAGAGAUUCGGGGAGCAAGGAUUUGCGGAGGCCACGGAUAUUCCUUACAAGAGCCAUUCAAAACCAUAA
Lachancea thermotolerans CBS 6340 is the source of this 1047-nucleotide messenger RNA. RefSeq names its product tRNA dihydrouridine synthase (gene DUS4). Gene Ontology annotation, molecular function: flavin adenine dinucleotide binding; tRNA dihydrouridine synthase activity. The coding region runs from base 1 to 1047 and encodes 348 amino acids. The record is from RefSeq and is a predicted model, not a curated record. NCBI's taxonomy places the organism in Eukaryota, Fungi, Ascomycota, Saccharomycetes, Saccharomycetales, Saccharomycetaceae. Gene Ontology annotation, biological process: tRNA processing. The transcript has a single exon.